GCGGUCUUUACUGGAAGGGUUGCGCUCACUAAUGGUUUAACGACGCCCUGACGGGCAGCGCGACUCCCAGAGCGCGCGCACACAGACGCUCCGCGGAUCACAUGACAAGAGCGCGUCUGCGCGCGCGCGCGCGAGUGGGUGUCUCGCGACUGUCAAGAUCACACCUGUCGCUCACUGCCCGCACACUUUCUCCGCUCCAGUCCUCGGCUCGGACCCACGAUGGACGGCUGACGACGUGCCAUGGAAGACGACCGCAGACGACACGCGAGUUUUAAGAAGUGGCGCAGAACGUUCCGUGACACCAAAGUUUGAAAGUUCGUCGCUUCAAGCUGGACAAGCAUGGCGCUGUCCCAACUCCAGUGUCUGGACGACAAUCACGUCAACCUCCGGACCACCGAGUCCAAGCCCGAGUUCCAGUACUGUGAGGACCAGCGCCUCGGACUGGAGACGCUGCUGGCGCAGGGUCGCGAGGCCUUCGCCAAGUUCCUGGAGGAUCGCGGGCUGAGGGGAUUUCUGUCGGACCUGGAGCAGGAGACCCUCACCAGAGAAACGGAGCCCUUCGACCCGGACGCCGACCUCUUUCCGGAGGGCGCGGACGAGAAGGAGCCGCCGCUGUCCCAGGACUACUGGCCGGAGCUGUCCGACCAGUCCACGCCCCAGAUGGACCUGGGCUGGCCGGACAGCGAGUCGUACCGGGGCGUGACCAGAACCACCGUGUACUCGCAGCCGCCGCAGGAGGGUCAGGCGCACAUCAAGGAGAUCGUCCGGAAGAUGAUUGCGCAGGCGCAAAAGGUGAUCGCAGUGGUCAUGGACGUAUUCACUGACGUUGACAUCUUCAGAGACUUACUGGAUAUAAGCUUCAAGAAGAAAGUAUCUGUCUACAUAUUGGUGGAACGCAAAACGCUACCUCACUUCCUGUCCAUGUGUCACCGAGCCGACAUGCACGCGGGACACCUGAAGCACCUGCGAGUGCGCUGCACGGGAGGGAGGGAGUUCUACACCCGCUCCUGCACCAAAGUCUGCGGCCGGCUGGGACACAGAUUCAUGUUCAUCGAUGGAGACAAAGCCGUGUCGGGGUCAUACAGUUUCACCUGGAUGUCGUCGCGGCUGGACAGAAACCUCAUCACGGUGGUGACAGGCCAGGCAGUGGACACCUUCGACCGCCUCUUCCAGUGCCUCUACAUGACGUCCAGCCACGUGGAUCUGCAGCAGGCUGCCACCAAACCAGAGCCCUUACCCGAGCCCAUUCCACAGCGAGCCCCAGCCCCGCCUCCCUCAGCUCUCAUUGCUCGCAAAUUACACAAUCCCAAGUACUCUCUGGUGGUUGGGAAUUCCAGCCCCAUUGCUGCAGCGUCCACCAACCACCCCGCUGAUCAAGCCCAGAACAGAGCAAACUCCCAGAAAAUUGAAGCUAAAAAGGGGCGGCGGAAGAGAGGACAUGAGGCGAUCGCUGAGGCCCCUCCCCUUCAUCCUGGACUUGAAAACCUUGAGAAGGCCCAUCUGGUCGAGUACUUGCCAACCUGGCCGGAGCCUGAUCCAUCCAGUGACGUGAUCGGUUUCAUCAACAUUGUAGAUACCAGCAGACCAGCUCAGGUCCACCUGCAGCGCUCAGAGAGGUUCGGUGUCAGUCAAGCCAUCAAAUUCAGCAGCCCGCUCGCUGAGCCUAAGGCCAGAAACACGGAGGCGGGCAACCCAAAGGAGCCGCGUCAAUGUGAGUCGACCCAAGACGCGACACAGAGAGGUGACAGUGUCCAAAGGUCCACAGCUGGAGCUCAGUCAUCCGCAGCUGACCCUGCCAAAGAAAGUAAACCUCUAAAGACCGACCCGGCUCACCCUGCUUCAGCCUGCCCGUCCACCACCACCAGCCACAGUGAAACACCCGCAGAUGGCUCCGCACAACCAACGGCACAAAGAGAGACGCCAAAUAUGGAUGUUGUUCUAACCCCGCUCAAUGAUUCAACCGAUGACGACACCAACAAGCAGCUCUCUGACAGCCAUGCAGAAGAACAAGACUCGCCGCUUCAACCCUCUGAAACGGCAAAGGUUCCUGCAGACAAAGCUGGAUCCAGCCGUCCUCUCAGCACUCCAUCUCCACUCAGGACUCCUCCGACCCCAAAGCCUCGCACUGUGCACCUGUGUCUCAAUGGAGCCUUGGAAAGGCAAAGUGCUGUUGCAGGACUGAAAUGGAAGCCAGAAACAAAAGAUGCCAGCAACUCCACAGGUGAAGAUUCUGGGCAACACAAUACGGACAGGCCAAAAAAUAAUGACCACGUGGGAAGUCUGGAUCCAGGACGAGAGGCACAAGAGGAGGAGUCUCUCCCGGGCAGCAUCAGGCUAAAUGGCACAGAAGAAACCCAUGAGUAUUCGGGGGAACUGCCCAAAACUAAUGCUGAUCAUCAACAUACUCCAGAUGUUAUUAUUCCAAGAGAAGGUGACCCAAAGACUGAGUCCCUUAGUUCAGCAGCAGGACAGGCUGCCAACCUCAGGCCCAGAGUAACUGCUGAUGAGGUGUCCACGCAAGGGCACAGUGAAAUGUUUAAAGUGUAUCAUGCAAAGUCCAGCCAACCUCAGGUGAUCUCAUAUGUAGGCGAACAUGUCGUGGAGAUGGAUUCAUCUCAUGCUGUGGCCACCAAUACCUCCCCAUCUGCCAGACAAAGUCGCCCCACAUUAGCUGAAGCCACACACAGCUGCGAGGAGGACACACAGAGAACAACCUCUGGAAACCAGGAAGAGGCAUCAGGACCACCUGGACAACUCCCUCCCGCUGCCACCCUGGCUCCAGAGCCAUCCAGGUCACAGUACACCUUCAGGCGUAUCUCAACACCUGAGGGCUCACGCACCCCCACCCCAGAUUCAGGGCCCCUGAAGUCUGGCUUCAGAACACCCACACCGCUCAGUGAUGGCUACGUCUCGUCGAAGGAGGACUCCACUCUGUCCACCACCUCGGACGAAUACUACGAAUGUAGCGAAUCACUCUUCAACGACAGAAACACAUAUCGAGGCCAUGCUCCUAGAGAGGAUCAGACUGAUGCUACCUCGCCCGUACUUGAGAAGCAAGAGAAACCAUUUGACUGUGAAAAGCAGAGGAAAAGACACUCAGAGGCGACUGCAGAGAAUGAUGGUAACACAUCACCAAAGGUCACCCAAAGACCCGCCCAAGUUCCAAAGAGGCAAAGACUGCCCAACAGUUCACCCGAAAAGAGACUUGCCGAUGGUGAAGCAAAGACACAGGUGGCCACAGGGGGCUUGAACUCUCGAAAAAUGUCUUUCGGUGCAGAGUGGCAGGUCCUCAUUCCAAACAGUGCUGAGAAGCCAAAAGUGGCGGAACUGGAGGAGACGGACGGAAAAAAGGAAGUGCAGGGACAGGAUUCAAGUCCCAGAGCAGCUCAGCAGCCCAGGCCUCCUCUGCCCGCCUCAGCACCCCACCGACUCACUCCUCACGCUCAUGGAGGUCAACCACAGAACCAUCCAGUGGAGCGGAUGCUUCUGAAAAACCCGGCCCGAGCACCACCAGCCAGACCACCUCCUCCACGUGCAGAAGGAAGCCAGGUGGAGCUGCAGAACCAACAGCAGCCGGCGUUUCUGCGGGUUCCACCGCUGCAGGAGAAACGGCCCUCCCCAGCCUCCAGCGGCUCAUUCCUCCGCGCAAACUUGCAACUCCAGCACUCAGCUAAGAGCCAGAAGCAAAUGAAAUCAGAAGGUGAGGAGCGAAAACAGGAUGAAGGCCGCCUGCCGUUCGGCAUCACCCUCGGCAAACUGCACAAGAUUACCAGCUUAAAGGACAAGAAAGGCAAGAAGAGCAGCGGUCCUCCUGCAGAAGCUCGCAAAAGCACCGGCUGACCACCAGCGCAGACGAAGGAGGCGAAGCACAAAGAGCUCAGGGUCAUGAGGUCGCUUCAGCAGGUGAUGGAGGGCGAACAGCAGCCGCCACGUUCCGGAUCAAGGUGUGGAUUGUCAGCCUUGUUUUGAGAGACGUCCAAGGUUUGACAAAAAUCUGCUGCUACUCAUUACAAUUCUCAAAUCCAAACUCCUCCCUCCGAUGCUGCUGCUAGUUCUCUCUACCUUUGUUCCUUUUCCCGUGUAUUUUGUGUCCACUGUGCUCAUGGGAUCCCCGGCCACCCAACACUUGGACUGAAUGAGUGUUAAACAUUACAGAUCUACAUGCAGUGGUUUUUCUAUGGUGGCCUUCCAGAAAUGAUGCGAGUACAGGGGCCACGUCUUUUUCCUCCUCAUCCACGGGCUGAGCUUGGGUCCAUCAUACUGGCUGCACCUCUCGUGGCCUUGUGCUCUUCACAGUCCUGUGUGACCGGAUCACACGUGUGUGCUGGUGCCACUGAGGGGCCCAGGCUUGGCAGCCACUCCAGACCAGUCAGAUGACUGUGGACAUGUGACUCGACUCCUGUCCCUCAGCAGACAAUCAUGGAAUCCAUGGUCUGGUUUUUACAUCCAACAACUGAGAUACAAACUCACAACCAUUUUGGUAGUAUUUUGGGGGAAGUGGGAGCCAGGAAUGUCCCCUCUGUCUAUAGUGGCUCUUUGUCAGGGUUUCUUAUUUUGGUGCUGUGUAUAUAGAGUCAUUGUGCAAUUAAAUU
Synchiropus splendidus (mandarinfish) is the source of this 4592-nucleotide messenger RNA. RefSeq names its product protein FAM83G-like. The transcript is spliced from 5 exons. Bases 340 to 3840 code for a protein of 1166 amino acids. The record is from RefSeq and is a predicted model, not a curated record. NCBI's taxonomy places the organism in Eukaryota, Metazoa, Chordata, Actinopteri, Syngnathiformes, Callionymidae.